AAAGCCCCGAAAACAAUUUUAAGAUGGCGGCGGCAGCGGCGCGGAAAACAAUGGGGCAGGGGUGUAGGGGAUAGGCCGAGGCCUGAGGCAGGCGGCGAGCGCUGGCCUGGAGUCGGGCCGAGCGGGGUCGGAGGAAGACCUGCCGCCGCGCCCGAGCCCGCUCCGCAGCCCGCUGGGGCAUGGCGCGGCCGUGAGGCGGACCGGGGCCGCCAGAAGCGGAGGAACUCCAAGUGCCAGCCGGCACCGGGAGGCCCGGGCCCGGCCCGCGCCGCCCGCGGCCCAUGGUGCUGCCCACCUGCCCCAUGGCGGAGUUCGCGCUGCCGCGGCACAGCGCGGUCAUGGAGCGCCUCCGCCGGCGCAUCGAGCUGUGCCGGCGCCACCACAGCACCUGUGAGGCCCGCUACGAGGCCGUGUCUCCCGAGCGCCUGGAGCUCGAACGCCAGCACACCUUCGCCCUGCACCAGCGCUGCAUCCAGGCCAAGGCCAAGCGCGCCGGCAAGCACCGGCAGCCGCCCGCCGCCGCCCCGGCCCCGCCAGCCGCCCCGGCCCCCGCCCCGGCCUCGGCGGCCGCGCGCCUGGACGCAGCCGACGGCUCGGAGCACGGCCGCCCGGUCGCGCAUCUUCAUGAUACAGUGAAGAGGAAUCUUGACAGCGCAGCCUCCCCUCAGAAUGGUGAUCAACAGAAUGGCUAUGGAGACCUAUUUCCUGGGCAUAAGAAAACCCGCCGGGAGGCCCCUCUGGGUGUCGGUGUGUCUGCCAAUGGGCUUCCUCCUGCCUCACCCCUUGGUCAGCCUGACAAACCUCCUGGGGGUGAUGCCUUGCAGUCUGGGGGGAAGCACUCCCUGGGGCUAGAUUCCAUCAACAAGAAGUGCCUGGCAGACUCGAGUAUCCACCUGAACGGAGGCAGCAACUCCAGUGAGCCAUUUCCUCUAAGCCUGAGUAAAGAACUCAAGCAAGAGCCAGUGGAUGACCUGCCAUGCAUGAUCACAGGGGCUGGAGGCUCUGUAUCCCAGAGCAAUCUCAUGCCUGAUCUCAACCUUAAUGAGCAGGAGUGGAAGGAGCUCAUUGAAGAGCUGAACAGGUCCGUGCCCGAUGAAGACAUGAAAGAUCUGUUUACUGAGGACUUUGAGGAGAAGAAGGAUCCAGAGCCCCCUGGGUCUGCCACACAAACCCCCUUGGCUCAGGACAUUAAUAUUAAGACUGAGUUCUCUCCAGCAGCCUUUGAGCAGGAGCAGUUAGGUUCUCCACAAGUGAGGGCUGGGUCUGCAGGACAGACUUUUCUGGGACCUUCAUCUGCCCCUGUGGGCACAGAUUCUCCAAGCCUUGGGAGCUCUCAGACAUUGUUUCACACCACUGGUCAACCUGGAGCGGACAAUCCCAGUCCAAACCUGAUGCCGGCAUCAGCCCAGGCCCAGAGUGCACAAAGAGCCCUCGCAAGUGUGGUAUUGCCUAACCAAGGCCCAGGAGGGGCCUCAGAGCUCUCUUCUGCUCAUCAGCUCCAGCAGAUAGCUGCCAAGCAGAAGCGUGAGCAGAUGCUGCAGAAUCCACAGCAAGCUGCCCCAGCACCUGCCCCGGGCCAGCUGUCCACAUGGCAGCAGGCGGGGCCGUCCCACAGUCCCUUAGAUGUCCCUUAUCCCAUGGAGAAGCCUGCCAGCCCUCCUGGCUAUAAGCAAGACUUUACCAACUCAAAACUGCUCAUGAUGCCAGGUGUAAACAAGAGUUCUCCUCGGCCAGGAGGCCCCUACCUCCAACCUAGCCACUCGAACCUGCUGAGUCACCAGUCACCAAGUAACUUGAAUCAGACCUCUGUGAAUAACCAAGGGUCUGUGCUAGACUAUGGCAAUACAAAGCCCCUUUCUCAUUACAAAGCAGACUGUGGACAAGGUGGCCCUGGGUCUGGCCAAAACAAACCAGCUUUGAUGGCCUAUCUGCCCCAACAGCUGCCCCAUCUGAGUAAUGAGCAGAACUCCUUGUUUCUGAUGAAACCAAAGCCAGGAAACAUGCCCUUCCGGUCACUGGUUCCACCUGGCCAGGAGCAGAACCCCUCCAGUGUCCCUGUACCAGCCCCGACUGCCAGCGUGGGGACUCAGCCUAGUGUGUCUGUGGCCAGCACUCAUAGCAGCUCCCCAUAUCUCAGCAGCCAGCAGCAGGCAGCUGUGAUGAAGCAGCACCAGCUGCUCCUGGACCAGCAGAAGCAGCGGGAGCAGCAGCAGCAGUUUCUUCAGAGGCAGUACCUCCUGGCUGAGCAGGAGAAGCAACAGUUUCAGCGUCAUCUGACCCGCCCACCUCCCCAGUACCAAGACCCAACACAAAGCACCUUCCCACAGCAGGUUGGACAGUUCCCAGGACCUUCUGCUGCUGUGCCUGGUAUGAACAACUUGGGUCCAUCCAAUUCCAACUGUCCUCGAGUGUUCCCUCAGCCUGGGACUCUGAUGUCAAUGGGUCCUGGACAUGGCCCUGUUUCCUCUCUCCCCGCCAGCUCAGGCCAGCAGGACCGAGGAGUGUCCCAGUUUACUGGGUCCCAGAGCUUGCCUCAGAACAGCCUUUAUGGCAUGGCCUCUGGCCUCGCCCAGAUAGUUACCCAGCCCCCACCACAGGCUACCAGCACACAUGCCCACAUUCCACGGCAGACCAACGUGGGCCAAAAUGCCUCCACUCCAGCUGCCUAUGGACAGAACUCUCUGGGGAAUGCUGGCCUCUCCCAGCAGCACAAUAAGGGAACCCUGCCUCCUGGUUUAACAAAGCCACAAGUCCCAAGGGUGUCAGCAACCAUGGGAAGCCAGAAUGCCUCAUGGCAACAUCAGGGAAUGCCAAACCUGAGCAGCCAGCCACCUGGAAACAACAGCGUGAGUCCCUUCACUGCAGCUUCCAGUUUCCACAUGCAGCAGGCCCACCUGAAAAUAUCUGGCCAGCAGUUCUCCCCAGCCAUGCCCAGCAGGCCGAUGGCCCCCAUGAGUUCAGCAGGGGCAGCAGGGUCCAUGCUGCCCCCAGUAAGCACACAGCAAAGGAACAGUGCUCCCGCCCCUGCCCCUCCUCCAGCAGCCCCACAGCAGGGAUUGCCAGGCUUAAGCUCUGCAGGGCCUGAGCUGGGGGCCUUCAGCCAAAGCCCCACCUCACAGAUGAACAGCCGGGCAGGGCUGCAUUGUGCUCAGGCUUACCCUGUGAGGACCAUGGGCCAAGAGCUGCCCUUUGCCUACAGUGGGCAGCCAGGCAGCAGUGGGCUGUCCAGUGUGGCUGGACACACUGACCUGAUCGACUCGCUGCUGAAGAACAGGACUUCUGAGGAGUGGAUAAAUGAGCUGGAUGAUCUUUUAGGACCACAGUAAUGGAGAAAUUUGUGGUGUUUAGUCAUCUUAUAUUUUUGUUCUCAGAUUAAAAAAAAAAAAGCGACUACUUUGGACCAAAAGCUCCUGGCCCAAAGAAGUGGGCCAAUAGAACCUAAGCCACAGCUGAGGCCAGCUCUGAUCAAUACCUGCUGGUCCAGUGGGCUGGCCCAGUCCAUUGGCAUCACUACCUGGGGUUGGGACAGCAGGAUAGAGGUUUAAAAGGUGGCUUCCUACCCAGAUGACCAAAAAGCCAGUGGAAACAAUCAAGGCCCACCAUGUCAGGCUUAUCAAGAAUAUGUGCCAUGCUUUUACCCAAGAUUUAUCCACUCGCCUCAAGGCUGGGAACAAACUUCUGUUGGAAUUUUAAAUAGAAUUAUUUGCAUUUUAUAGCAUAGAAGCAAUUUUUUAAUUUAAGAUGUUUAAGCAGGUUAGAAUAGGUGGUGGUGGUUGUAGUUGUAAGUGGCACUGGAAACCCGGGUUUCCUUAUGAGUUGGAGCCUUUUUUGUUCCUGCUCUGUCAGCUUUCACAGUCACUGGGAAUCAUUGCCACAAGUACAAGUUGUGACUGCAGAUGCCAAAUGAUCAGGAUGCCACAAGAUUGUAGAUCUAGUGGACCAGAUAGGGGCCUUCCUCAAGCUCCUCCUACUUCCUGGUUGCCACUCACUCUUGAGGACACUGGACCCCCCACGGAGUCCCCUCCAUGCCCUUGCAUGGCUAAGUGCUGAAGGUGGAGAUUCAGAGGCCAGCCUUCUGCAUGUCUCUGACGACCGUAUUUACAUAAAAGUGCCAUUCUGUUGUACACAUGGCUUUCCUCCUCCACAUCAUCCCCAUGACCCUUCUUUCUGCCUCCCCUUCCUCUUCCAGCCAAAGCGGGAAACAGUGACUGGCUUAACCGCAUUAGAGGAAGAGUCAAACUCCUUAGGGAGCCUGAGCCUGGCACAGGCUUGGGGAAAGAAGGCUGCAGGCAGCCUGCCAUCUAGGAGUCACUUUAUUCUUUACCCACCAGACUUCUGCUUCUCCCACAGCUGGUAACUUGCACUUUUAAAGUGGUUUUAUAACACUAAACCCAUCCUUGCUAAAGAGUCAAGUGAAUUCUCUUUGAUGGUCUAUUGAUGAAUAUGUCUGACCAGAGAAACCAUGGAAUAGAAUAUGGCCUAUGGGCUGCUGGCAAGCGUGAGCACUUGUCCUCAUCACAAACAAGAUGGUGAGCACAGAUUGAGACCUAUAACAGGAUGGCGGAGGGAGAGGUGUUUGCUUGAGUGACUUCUGUGCAAAGUGGUCUAGGGGAACCACAGCUCUGCUAACUGUCCUGGGGUCCUAGUGUAAAGAACUGAGCCAAGGAAAUGACAAGAGCAGCCUGCGCACUUGGAGGGGUCAGAGGGUAUGCUCACACUGCUAACUAGUUUGCACCGGCAGUGCCUUUUUCCCUGAGGGCACCUAUGCUCUCAGGUCCUUGUCUCUCAUAGCCAUUUCUCCUGCCACCUGUUCUCCCCAGAAACUCAGUUCAGUUCAAAGAAGCAGUUGAGUCAUAAAGCCAGUGAAGACACACCCUCUGAUAGUUCCCCAGCUGUAGAGGGAAGAGGGUAACUUCAGCGGGUUUUCUACCAAAAAUAGGGCCAAGGGCUGGAGCCGAUCCUGGUUCCUCUUCCAGCCUCCUAUAUAGCUGCCACCUCCUGCCUCCAUUGCCGAGGGCACACCUGCUGGCCCCAGCACUCUACCUUAGCCCCAGGCUGGCCACACAGGCAGUGGGCAGCCCCCUUGCUGCAGUGUCAUAGCAAUAAAAUGUGAUUGUUGGGGUCCCCCCAGAGCUGCCCACGGCUUUAUUUAUGAGUCAGGCUUUGAGGAGUUGGGAAGAGGUGACCCACUUCCUCACAUAUCCCAUCUUCUCAGAGCUAUGACUCAAGAAGAAAAGGGUGCUCGGACUUUCUUAUACACAUGUGCUUUGUGUAAAUAAAUGUUUACAAUUUUAUAUUGAAGAUGAAAUAAGUGUUAGAGCGUCCAAUUGUAUAUUUUUUACUUUUAUAGAUUUUAAAACUGAUCCUUUAUAUGUGUUUGGAGCUAUGAUGAGUUUUAUGGCAAACAGUUGGUAUUGUUAAUCUUUUAUGAUCAUCAAAAGUGCAUAAAAGUCCUAUUAAUCCCCUUAUUCUGCUUCCCUUAGCUUUGGUGUACACCAAAAAGAAAUCUUUACUUUCCUUGUGUUAUAAAAAUAAUAAAAAUAUUUUACUAGUAUGGAAA
This is a messenger RNA of Meriones unguiculatus (Mongolian gerbil), 5560 nucleotides long. RefSeq names its product mastermind like transcriptional coactivator 1 (gene Maml1). Bases 282 to 3326 code for a protein of 1014 amino acids. The transcript is spliced from 5 exons. Gene Ontology annotation, cellular component: nucleoplasm; nuclear speck. The record is from RefSeq and is a predicted model, not a curated record. Lineage: Eukaryota; Metazoa; Chordata; Mammalia; Rodentia; Muridae. Gene Ontology annotation, biological process: Notch signaling pathway; positive regulation of transcription of Notch receptor target. Gene Ontology annotation, molecular function: transcription coactivator activity.